This is a messenger RNA of Symbiodinium natans, 1215 nucleotides long. NCBI's taxonomy places the organism in Eukaryota, Dinophyceae, Suessiales, Symbiodiniaceae. The record is from the annotation of a GenBank genome assembly.
AUGGCCUUCCUCCAGGAUGAGAAGCUCAGCUUCCCGCGACGAGUGCUUGCUCGCGUUGUCAAGUGCUGGUUGUUUGAGGCCUUCUUUGCCGUGGUGAUCCUCUCGAACUCCAUCUUCAUCGCGGUUCAAGUGGAAGCGGCCUCCAGGGAUCCAGGUGUUGACCAGGAUGUUGGCUUCUUCUUGGCGGGCUCUGUCUACACCUUCCUGUUUACACUGGAGCUCCUGCUCCGGGUAAUGGUGUAUGGCCUGUCGGUCUUCAUUGGACCAGACUGGGCGUGGUUACUUUUGGACUUCCUCGUGGUAUCAUCGAGCCUGUUUGAGUUUGUCCUGGAGAUUUCCCUGCAACAGCAAGAGGACAGCACCAGUGUGCUGACGAAUAUGCGGCUUCUUCGCAUUCUGCGCAUUGGCAGAAUCACGCGGGCAAUACGCGUGGUGAGGCUUGUCAAGUUCAUCCGGUCACUCCGGCAGCUUCUAUACUCCAUUGGACAAACCCUGAGAGCCAUGGCAUGGUCCGUAGUUCUGCUUGGGCUCAUCAUCUUUCUGUUUGGCCUGAUAUUCACGGACAUCUCGACUGAAUAUCUGACGGGAGACACGACCGAGCUCUCAGAGGUCGCCCAAGGUUUCAUCGUGUAUCGAUUUGGUGGUCUCGAGAGAUCCAUGCACACGCUCUAUGCCUCGAUUACAGGAGGAUUGACGUGGAUUGAAGCCCACGACGCGCUGGCACAAAUAUCCAUUUUCUGGGGUCUCCUUUUUGAAGCCUACAUCGCCUUCUGCACUUUCGCUGUGCUGAACGUGAUGACAGGUGUUUUUUGUCAAAGUGCUAUGGAGAGUGCAGAGAAAGACCACGAGCUUGUGUUGCAGAACGUUGUCCAAGAGAAGGCAAAGUACUUCAGGGCGGUGCGCCGUCUGUUUGCACAGUUGGACCAAAAUGGAGAUGGCGGCAUCACUGCCAAGGAAUUCGAGGUCGCGCUGGAAGACCCUGCGCUGAUGCAUGUAUUUGCUGCCUUGGAAAUCAGCGCAGAUGAUGCCUGGGCUUUGUUUACCCAGCUGGACUCAGAUGGCGAUGCCCACGUCGAUGCCGAGGAGUUCCUGGAAGGCUGCAUGCUUCUCAAAGGACCUGCAAGGUCGAUAGAUGUCAUGGGCAUCAAGCGUGACGUUGCAGUUGUCAAGCAUCGCUUGGGCCAGGUCUUCGCAACGUUGCGAUACCCGAACUGA